UACUUUUUCCCGUUUUCUUUGGGUUUACUAAAAGUAGUCAUCAUGAGCCUCCUGGGGUUCCACUCUUAUGGGGAGUAUGUGGACCAGUUCAUAACUCUCAAUGACGUUCGGUAUUUGCGAAACUGGAGCUUCCAGCGGAAAUUGAUACAGAAUGCCUGCGGGAAGAGCUGCCUGGGCGGGCUGCUCACCGAGGAGGAGUACAAGGAUCGUCGCCAGAAGGAGAUGGACAUGCUGAAGCCGCGGGGUCUGGGCGGGCGGCAGCUCUUCGGCGACUACUUGAACAACAAUGACCGCGUGCUCAGGCAGUUCGCCAAACGGGAGAAAAUGCUGCUCAAUAAGCACUUGUCGACCAUCGUCUACCUGUUGAUGCGCUCCAGCGUAGGCCUGGAGGUGUCGGGCUUCAUCGAUCUGGAGCAGAGUCUGCGCGAGUCGCGGUUCCUGACCGGCUCCAAGUACUUCGUGGACUGGAAGGGCGUGUUCGAGGGCACGGUCAAGCUGAAGCCGGGCAAGCACCACCUGAGCCACUACAACUGGUACAAGAACCGGGUGGUGUACAACGACAGCGACAACUUCCAGGUGGUCAACGAGGGGGCCCACAGCCUGCUGAUGAAGCACCGCGGCGACCACAAGAUGAUCUGCGUCAACGUGGGCUGCGACUGUCCCGCCUCGAAGAACGCCCGACGGACGAUGUACGCGUCGCCCAUCUACGGCCACGCCAUAUUCUUCGAUCACAUAAUCCGGCGCAUCAAUUAACGUGUCAAUAAAACGCAAUUACGGGUAAAUGCGGUUAAAAAUU
This is a messenger RNA of Drosophila persimilis, 796 nucleotides long. RefSeq names its product cilia- and flagella-associated protein 299. The record is from RefSeq and is a predicted model, not a curated record. NCBI's taxonomy places the organism in Eukaryota, Metazoa, Arthropoda, Insecta, Diptera, Drosophilidae. The transcript is spliced from 3 exons. Bases 43 to 753 code for a protein of 236 amino acids.